AUGCCCUUCCGAAGAUUCCCUGGAUGUCUGGGAUCCUCUUCCGAAGACUUUCUACAACUGACUAUCGGAGUUUGCACAGAUCCUGUGGAAGGCCACCCAAACCACUGGAUUCUGAUGCUCACGGAUGAUGACGCCGAGUACGCAACAUGUUACCAUUCCUUGGGUGGUCCUACGAAUCGCAGACCUUGGGAACUUGUGAUUGAGAGUGGAGAGCUAAGAAGCUGGGACACCGAAUACUUUUAUUACGUCGCUGAGAUCUCAGCGCGACAUAAACGAAAGGUGAACGCUUCGGCGAAUAAAACUCCAGGUAGGUUUAGUCAAAGAUGGGUUGUAAGAGUGCUCUGGGAUCUGGAGCUGCAAAAAGUUGUUCUUCCUGGUACGACGAAGAGGAUCGCUCAAGCUGUGGAGGAGGAUCCUUAUGCUGAAGCAUCACCUAUUGUGGAAAAGCGCAAGGGUUUCCGGGAUCGGAUGUUUGACUGGGCAGAGAAGCAUUGCUUGUCUAUGCUUGGGUUACCUGGACGAUAG
This is a messenger RNA of Fusarium mangiferae, 525 nucleotides long. RefSeq lists its product as uncharacterized. The transcript has a single exon. Bases 1 to 525 code for a protein of 174 amino acids. The record is from RefSeq and is a predicted model, not a curated record. NCBI's taxonomy places the organism in Eukaryota, Fungi, Ascomycota, Sordariomycetes, Hypocreales, Nectriaceae.